Molecule: messenger RNA, 1289 nt
Organism: Helianthus annuus (common sunflower)
Lineage: Eukaryota; Viridiplantae; Streptophyta; Magnoliopsida; Asterales; Asteraceae
Product: protein SRG1
Exons: 4
Coding region: 22-1098 (358 amino acids)
Source: RefSeq, a predicted model, not a curated record
AUUAUUCCAACAUACUCUGAAAUGGCUUCUUUGCAACACAACCAUGAGAGUCUUCAAGAACUUGCAAAAGAGCUCAAGCUAGUUGUCCCUGACCGCUAUGUUCAGGAACAACAAGAAUCCACGUUUGUCUCUGAGGGUUCUUUGCCUUUGCCCUCUAUCCCACUCAUUGACCUGAAAGAUUUGAUCAAUAUGCAAGAAUCCGAUAUCGAGCAAUGGAAAAAUCUGCGCUCCAUAUGUCAUGAAUGGGGAAUAUUUCAGUUGGUGAAUCAUGGAGUUGACAAACUAUUGGUGGAGAAACUGAAGAAGGAGGUGGUAGAAUUUUAUAAGUUGCCGAUGGAAGAGAAGCUGAGGUACAAGUUGAAGGCAGGUGAGUAUGAAGGUUAUGGUCAAACCGUAGUCAACACUCAAGAUCAAAAAGUUGACUGGGCUGAUCGCUUUUAUAUGAUCACCAAUCCUCUUCAUAGGAGAAAAUCGCACUUACUUCCUCAGCUUCCUCCAACACUGAGAGAUACAAUGGAAAAGUACUUGGAAGAACUCCAAAAGCUUGCCAUGACUUUGUUCAACUUAAUUGGCCAAGCAGUGGAUAUUGACCAGAAAGAGAUGACAGAUGUUUUUGAAGAUGGAUUACAAUCGGUGAGGAUGACUUACUAUCCUCCAUGCCCCGAACCAGAUCGGGUGGUCGGUCUUACCCCUCAUUCUGAUGGUACUGGACUUACCAUUCUUCUCCAAAUCAAUGACGUUGGAGGUUUGCAAGUUAAAAAAGAUGGUGUGUGGAUCCCCGUAAAUUUCCUUCCAGAUUCUUUCAUAGUAAAUGUUGGGGACGUUCUUGAGAUUAUGAGUAACGGUGCAUACAACAGUAUUGAGCAUAGGGCAACUGUAAAUGCAAUGAAUGAGAGGAUUUCAUUUGCUACUUUCUUCAAUCCAAAGCUUGAAGCAAAGGUCGGGCCUGCAAAGAGCCUCCUAAUGAAUACCGGAAACCAACCGCUAUAUAAAACACUCGUAAUGGAGCAGUACCUUAAGGAAUUCUUCUUGAACAAGCUGAAUGGAAAGACAUUUCUUGAGAAAAUGAAGAUUGAAGAUGAAGCCCAUGAAACUUGAUCACAUAUCCAACUCUUAAAUAUGCAUAUUACUCUAUUAAAAUAAGUUACCCGAUUGUCCUAUGUAUAAUUUGUAUAAUAGCUCCUAAAUCACUGUUACCCUUCAUUAGUCGUGAAACUUCUUGUGUUAACCGAUUGGUGCUCUAUUUUAUAGAUUAUUGUUAUAAAACUAAUAUUAGUUAUUAAAGUUUA